UGUUUUUUUUAAUGGCUGCAAGUUCUUUAACCCUCAUUCCAUGAAAGGUCUGAUCUGUAUUCUCUACCUUUGAGUCUGGAUGGGCUUUGUGACAGCUCUGACCAAUAGAAUAUGACAGAGGUGACACCAUGUCAGUUUCAGAUCCAGGACUUAAGAAACUGACAACUUCUACUUUCUGUCUCUUGACAUUCUUGGUCUGAGAGAAGCUAACCAUCAUGUAUGCAGUCUGACUACCUUGAGAUCAUCAAAUUGUCAGGAAUUCCCAGCUUUCCUAUGGAGAGCAAGAUGCCCAACCAGGGUAUAACUGUUCUUACCAUCCAAGUCCAGGCACUAGAACAUGAGACUUUGAUGAAUUCACUGAAGAUAAUAACGACACUAUGCUGAAGAACAUAGCAGAGGACCUUCGGAAUUGCUUACCUCUAGAAACCAUGCUUUCCUCAGAACAUCUAGCCCUCCAAAAAAUACGGCAGCAGCCAGAACCCACAGUUCACGUUGAUGCAUUCCUUUAUGAUGAAGACUUUAUUGAUUCAUUAUGUGAGGAAGGAAAAAUGAGCAGAAACUACUGCAUGGUGUGUGGCUCACACCAGACGGCUCCUUUAGGAUUUAUUUCUCAUUCCUUCUCCCUCAUGGAAUUGAAGUUCAUUUAUCAUCAUGUACUCCCUGAUCUGUCGGGAAAGGUCUUGGUUGACGUUGGCUCCAGGCUCGGCACAGUCCUUUAUGGGGGUUAUCUUUACAGUUCAGCCCUGCAACUAUAUGGAGUAGAAUUGAAUGGAGACUUUUGCCAGUUGCAGGAAAUGGUCAUAAAAAAAUACCAGUUCACUGACAGAAUAAAGGUGCUUCAUGCGGACAUCUGUACCCAGGGUUCACUUCUGCAAAAUGCUGAUGUUAUUAUCAUGAAUAAUGUCUUCGAAUAUUUUCUUGAUGAGGCAGAACAGGCCAGAGCCUGGGAAUAUAUCAGCCAUAAUGUACGGAAACAAGGAUCAUUAUUAGUAACAGUACCAAGUCUUGAAGAUUCUCUGUCAGGCCUUCAGAUUAAUACACAGUUAUCUUCCUGGGUUGAAGAGGUACCACUGAACUACAGUGUAUACCCAGAAAACCAUAUUGGCAGAGAAACUCUUGAACAAAUUCAUUUGUAUAAGAUUCUCUAACGUCAAAAUAGUCCUACCUCAAUGUAGUGGUUUGUUGAGUAUAUCACAAAUUAAUAAAAAAGAAACCUCUCCCUGAUACUCUAACACAUAUUUCUAUAUAUUCCUUUCUAGAUUUUACAUGUAUGUUUACAUAUUUGUAAAUAGUCUUAUGGGUAUAUAUACACACACAUAG
Messenger RNA from Lontra canadensis (Northern American river otter), 1320 nucleotides. RefSeq lists its product as uncharacterized. The transcript has 8 exons. The record is from RefSeq and is a predicted model, not a curated record. NCBI's taxonomy places the organism in Eukaryota, Metazoa, Chordata, Mammalia, Carnivora, Mustelidae. Gene Ontology annotation, molecular function: methyltransferase activity. Bases 378 to 1148 code for a protein of 256 amino acids.